GUUCGUGGACAAGAUGAACUUCCUUCAGGCUGGCUCCUUACUGGAAACCUCAAUUCUACGAGAAUGAAAACCUUCUUGGCCUGCCUUCUUGUUCUUUCUGCUAGCGUGGCAGUGUCCAAUGCUGCUUGUUACUUUCAACCAUUGAAGCCAGUGAAUCCUGGUGAUGAGAUCAAAGGCUGCUAUGACUCAAAGGGAGAGUUGCAUGAAUUUGGUUCCGAGUGGAAGACUGCGGACUGCCUUGAGUGCUCCUGUUCCAGGGAUGGAAUCGGCUGCUGCUCCACCUAUUCAACACCAGUUGGUUAUGAUGAAGAGAAAUGUGUAAGCAUUUUCAACAAGGAGACCUGCACUUAUGAAGUAGUGGAGAAAAACGAUCACUCAAAGACAUGCCCGGUAUACGAGAUGGUGGGCUAACACAAAAGAGUGCAGGAUUUGGGCUUUUUUUUUUUUUUUUCCAUUUCAAGGCUUCUUUCUCACAAAUUCAAAAACACUGAGAAAUGCAGCCAUCAAGUGAAAUCUACUCAAAAACUUCCUAAGUGAUAAAAUUGAGUAUGUACGCACAAAAGAUUUCCUCAGUUUCUCUGCCUUCCUCUUCUCCAUGCAGUUAGAAUUUAUACCUUCCUUGACAUCUGAAAUUAAAGCUGACUUUAAGUAUCAUCAGUAGCUGCU
Messenger RNA from Cygnus atratus (black swan), 666 nucleotides. Its product is annotated as beta-microseminoprotein-like. The record is from RefSeq and is a predicted model, not a curated record. Lineage: Eukaryota; Metazoa; Chordata; Aves; Anseriformes; Anatidae. The transcript has 4 exons. Bases 64 to 411 code for a protein of 115 amino acids.